Molecule: messenger RNA, 4434 nt
Organism: Glossina fuscipes
Lineage: Eukaryota; Metazoa; Arthropoda; Insecta; Diptera; Glossinidae
Exons: 2
Coding region: 2749-3387 (212 amino acids)
Source: RefSeq, a predicted model, not a curated record
UUACUUAUUUAAUUGAUUUUAAUUCAUGUGGAACCCAAACACUUUGUUUUAACACAAAUCCAAGAGAUUUAAUGUGAUCUCCAACAGUUGUAUGAUGAACGCAUAACUCUUCUGCAAUUUGUCAACUUGUUAAAUGUGGGUAAUUUUGCAACAUGCUUCGCGAAACAUCACUACCGAUCUUGGAUGGUCGUCCAAAUUGACCAUUCUCUUGGAGGCUCAGAUCCCCGGAACGAAAUUUGCUUGAUACGUUGCUUACUUUUUGGAAUUCAUCUGCUGCAGAACUUUCCCUCCAACCUAUUAAGUAUACAGCACGUGUUUACUUCUUAAAAAGUAGCGAUUUUAAUUUUAUUGGACAGUGAGUUGGCAUAUGUAUGUAUGGGUGUAUGUAUUUUCAAAUGCCCUAAACGAAUUCUUUUGUAAUAUUUUUAUACUCAGUAAACAUACACGACGAGUACGCGACUGAGUCUUUGCUCUAAGAGAUGGCAAUGCGUAUGAGUCGUAGUUUAAGUUGAUACUUAAAGUUUGAAUAUUCUGUUAUUGAUAUAAGCAAAAUGAAAUCGAGUUUUAUUGCAAUAGUUUGAAGAAGAUGUACUGUCAAAAGUGGAGAGUUCAUUCCGAAAAUUAUGAAAACUCUUUACUUUGUAAGACUUAAAAGUUACUAGUAACAGAGCCUUAGGCAUGGUGUAUGACCAACAGUCCAGAAUUUGGCGCAUGGGCAGUGUCCUAAGAUCUGGUAUUUACGGGUUAGAAUUGCUGUAAAUUUUGUAGAACAUCAAUUUUGUUUCAUUGUCUUAACAGAUACUUUGAAUGACAACAAAUUUUUACCUACGGAAAAACAAUUUUUCUUUUACUUUUUGUUUUAAUACAUAAAUAUAUGCUUAAUAAUCUUCUCAACGAUUAUUAUGCUAUUACCUCUUCUUCCAAACGAAAUGCUUGCAAACGAAUUCCAUUUAGGCUGUUGCAAGAGCGUUAUCUCUUAAGAAACCAGCCUUUUAUCUGGUACGCAAUUAAUAGCCUAAAAUCUGCUGUUGAAGCAACAGCUCAAGAUUUGAUGUUUAAGUAGUAGCUGGAUAUUUAAGCAUUGGCUCAAGAACUGAUCGGCACAUCUGGCACAUAGGCAACAGCCUAAGAGAUUUGUAAUUCCUCACUUCUAGAGAAUUUUCCAACUAAAUGCGUGCUGUGCCUAAUGUCUUAGUCUGCUGGUACGGACUUUUUUCCCUAGCUCAACAAUUGAAAACUGGGUUACUGGGUAAAAACAAAUUAUACAGAUGUCCACGGAUGGUAAAACUUACGUCUUUGCGAAGGCUGAAUCAGUAAGAAAGGGAUAAUAUUGUUGCCAUUGCCUCUAAACCUAUGUUAGACAUGAUUGUUGUUGUCAAUCGACUUGAUAUUAAUGACAAUCCUCCCAAUUCCAAGGUAGAACUCAGCAAAUUGGGAAUACGUAAAACUAUCUUAAAGCUAAGUGUACGAUCAAAAUCAACUUGUGAAUUUGGUACUCACAUUUUAAUUAUUUCCGGAAAAUUACCUAUGUAAACGAUUUCGGGUUUAAACACUGUAACUUGUAAACUACACUUACCGACUUUCAUCAUUCCUUUUUACACCAAUCAUUCUAUUCCGCUUAAAUCAUACGUUGUAGGUCUGUUAAACUUCCAUUCAAGUCACUUUCCUUGUUGUACCUAUUUUUAUUUCGUUUAACUCUUUACCUUAUGCUCUAAUCACGUUAUCAUAGAGCAAUAUUUGUCUUCAUUUAGCUAUCAAUUAUGCUAAAUUCAUAAAUCACCGACAGAGGUUUUUUGUAAACGGGGCAGGCCAACACUUCAACUACUUGUCAAAAUAAAAUUUUUUUUAUAAUUGUGUACAGGUGGAACGAUGUUAACGCUUGGAUUGUCAGCACAAGAAAAGAACCAAGAGGGUUUUAUUCCUUCGUUAAAAUCACCGCUUUAUGCUCUAAUCGGCGUUGUCGAUUGUCUCUAAUUCUGGUUUUCACUACUUAAAUCACACCAUGUGGUAAUCCCACAGUUAAGCUAAACCCAAAAUACGUACAAUAACUGAAUUAAUCUUAAAUCUGUAUGCCCAAAACCAAAAUUUUUCCUCGUUUCAGUCCUUGCAAUGCAUCGGUCAAAGAGUGAACAGAAUCUAUAGUUUUUGCCAAAAUUCCAAUGCGGGUUCAAGGAAGUCUUGCGGAUUAUAACUUACGUAGUGUUGUUAAUAGCCGAUAUGGUAGAUUUUGAUAUUUAUGUGUAGAAAAUACAGGAAGCAAUUUAGCCACUGGCAGUGCCAGACAGCAAACAUCUUCGUUGACUUAUCAGUCUUCACGUGGUAGAUUUUUGUCUAUUCAGAUUUCAGUUUUCAUCUAAACGCGACUAGUAGCACUUAAUUAAUUGACAGGCAGUCGGGAUGAUUUUGUGAAUAUGUAUAUGCAUUUCGUCUCUUUCGUCGCCUACAUAUUUAUUUAUGAAAAUGUGCAAAUCGAAAGCUUUCGUAUAUUAAUUCAAUCAGAUAAAUAGCGAAAUUGCAUAUAUCCACUAACAUAUCGUUGGUAUCUGCUUUUUUCGUUCUUUUUUGUUCAUAUAUUUCAUGGCCGUUUGCUUCAUUCAAACAAGUUGAGAGAGUACGAUAAAAUUCAAAACUAUUUGUUUUUAGCUCCGCUAGAUGGUUUAAGUUUCAUAUUUUUUUAAACUUUUUUUUAUAUUUUUAUAUAUAUAUUUUUACAAUAAUUUUUUAUUUUCGGACUAUUUGCAAAUCAUCAUGUUUGGUAACCUUGACGAGUUGUCGAGAUCGAGAUGGAGAAGACCGAGUAGUCUUUAUCGUCCAACGGUAUUGGUCGGUAAUUGGUUCGAAGAGCGUUGCUCGAGCGAAACUGAUCCUAAAGCCAUUAUACCGGGAAUUUAUGGUAAAAGCGGCGGUCUUGACGACGUCACAGUGUAUAAAACCGAUUUUAUAAAUCCACUCAAAGAGGAUUCCGAAAAAAUCGCGACCGAUUAUUUGAAAUUAAAGCAGGAAGGAUUCAGUAAUCGUCUCAGUGGCGAAAUUGCAAACUUUACAUUUGGAGCUGGCGAUUCAUGUACCAGAAAUCUACCUUCUAUUACGCGUACCGCAUACAGAAUGCCGCCGAGGAAAAAUCAUGACGAAGAAUACGUGCCAAGGCAAGGAAAGCGGCAAAAUGUCGAUAAUUUACAAAGUUACGAUGUGAAGAACUCUAAUGUUCGAUUAAUGCAACGCCAAGCCUGCCAACACUGGAUGCAAUACAAUUACCCAUACGAUGUCACGCGGUAUAGGGAACAAUUUACGCCAAAAUCCGUGAUUAUAUCGGUUUGCUGUUGUCACUUUAUACAAAAUGGGAUAUGUAUCCGCCCUCACAAGCAUUUUGAGAGAAGGUUCAUUUAGUCUGCAUGCUUCAGUUUUCAUUAACGACGAUAUGAAUGCGGAAAAGUCAAUGCAGAAAAACCGCGUUCACGACGAAUAAUUUAAAAACGCUCCGCGCUAUGCUAAAAAAAGAGGGUGAAGUACGUAAAUUCCACUUUUUCGCAAGCCAGUAAGUCAGUAAAAAAUGCUUUCUACACAGCUUACACCAAUGUAGGGAGAGUAAUCCCGUAGCUUUGCAUUUUAUACAACAGCGACAGCCGCAUAUUUCAUAAAUGAGUAACUUCACGGCGUUUUCGAAAAGCCUACCAUAAAUAAGUAGUAGACUACGCACAUAAAUGCUCGCUGUUUUAAGUUUCAUUGCAGACGUGAAACCGAACUUUUAAUGAAACGUUAUGAUAUUUAUCAGGUGAAGGCAGGAAACGAAAAAGUAAAUUUUAAUUUUCUAACUUUGCGUCCCAAUCUUUUCCUUGGAUAUUUUCGCUAAUGCUCAGUUUUCAAGUCUAGUCAGGUGGAAUCCGUAUUUGCGUCUACCGCGUCAUCAAGUUAUUGGUUUCGAUAAAUAGUCUGUCUUAGGUGCUCUUUACUAACUUUAUCUACACAUUACUUUAUUUAUGUGCGAUUUUCUCACUGUUCAUUAACACUAAAAACCACUAUUACAAUUUAAGAAGAAAAUAAUCUAUCCGCGACUUUUUCAUACCUAGAAUAUCCUAGCGUUGCCAUAUUAUUAGCGUAUGGUUAUGUUAUGAAGUCUUCUGGCAAUAACUACUUGUAACGAUAGCUGGGUGGUAAUUAUGGAGCUGAAAGACAGCUUUCGCCUUUUUUGCCAAACAGUCGAACACAAAACAAAAGGUAAGUUUUUCUUACGUGAUUACAACCCCUACUUUAUGGUUUACGUGGCAACUGAGGCUUAUAACCCUUAAAGUGGAAUUGAAAAUUUGCGUACUCGAUAUGUGUUGCUUUGGGAAUUUAAAGAAGGCGGUAGCGAUGAGAUAAAAGCUGAAAAAUAUGCAGAGUAUACGCCUAACGCCUUUUCGGACUUGACGACACUGAUGUAGAGGUAACAUUGGA